ACGCCCUUUUUCAUCAGCCCGGGACAAGUGAGUAAGAGCCACUUCACUGCAUCUCAGUCCCAAGAGCUCCAUCUGGCCGGCUUCAUGAGGGGCUGGACGCGUCACAAUGCACACACAACUUCUCCUCAUUCUCACUUUAUGUGCUCUUCAGUGCGACUGUCAAGGUUCAGGUUGUGAGUCGGGAUUUUUCCGUUGCGGGACGGGCCGGUGUAUUCCAGUCAGUCAGAGAUGCGAUGGGACAAACGACUGUUCGGAUAACUCAGAUGAAAUUGGCUGCCCUCAGCCCACCUGCGAGAGCGCUCAGUUCCAGUGCUUGAGUGACGGCGAGUGCAUUCCUCAGCACUGGGUCUGCGAUGAUGAGGAAGAUUGCGAAGAUGGCUCCGAUGAAAGGCAGCACUGCCCUGGCAGGACGUGCUCCAGUUCACAGUUCACCUGCACCAACGGGGCCUGCAUCCCUGGAGGAUACAGGUGUGACAGAGUGCCCGACUGUCUGGAUGGAGCAGACGAGAGGAACUGCUUUUACCCAGAAUGCUCGGAGCUGAGGUGCGCUAACGGGGCAUGUUUUAAUCGGAGCCAGCGCUGUGACCAGGUGCUCAACUGCCGAGACGGCUCAGAUGAGGCCAACUGCACCCAGCGGUGCAGCAGUGGUCAGUUUCAGUGCAGUAAUGGAGAGUGUAUUCCUCGAGGCUACAUCUGCGAUCAUGAUGACGAUUGCGGAGACAGAAGUGAUGAACAAAACUGCACCUAUCCAACCUGCAGAGGCACUUACUUCACCUGUCCCAGCGGCCGCUGCAUCCAUCAGGUCUGGCUGUGUGAUGGAGAGGAUGACUGCGAGGACAAUGCGGACGAGAAAGGCUGCGAUAAUGUCCAGCGGGAGUGUUAUCCAGGCGAAUGGCCGUGUCCUUCUUCUGGUGUCUGCAUCCCUUUUGACCACCUCUGUGACGGGACAGUUCACUGUCCUGAUGGAGAAGAUGAGACCAACAUCACCGCCGGACGCAACUGCAGUAUCUGGCGCUGUGCUUCGCUGAGCUGUGAACAUCACUGUCACGCGUCUCCGGAUGGAGGAACCUGUGCUUGUCCACCUGGAUAUGUGAUCAACACAAACGACAGCCGCUCCUGCAUGGAUUAUGAUGACUGCAGUCUGUGGGGAAUGUGUGAUCAGCUGUGUGAGGAUCGCAUCGGGAGUCAUCGCUGCAGCUGUCGGGACGGCUACAUUCUGGAGCAGCACAGAUACUGCAGAGCAAAUCCCUCAUCUGGCGUGCCCUCGCUUAUAUUCUCCAACGGCAGAGACCUGCUGAUCGCUGAUGUUCAUGGACACGGCUCUCAAACACUGGUUCAGUCCCAGAACAGAGGAGCCGCUGUUGGUGUGGAUUUUCAUUACCAGCUGCAAAGGGUCUUUUGGACGGACACAAUCCAAAAUAAGGUGUUUUCUGUGGAUAUGGACGGCUCGCGUCUGCAGGUGGUGCUGAACGUGUCGGUGGACUAUCCCGAAAAUCUGGCCGUGGACUGGGUGAACAAUAAGCUGUAUGUAGUGGAGGCCAGUGUCAACAGGAUCGACAUGGUGGACCUGGACGGCAGCAAUCGGGUCACGCUGAUCGCAGAGCACCUGGGAAACCCAAGAGGACUCGCGCUCGACCCGACCGUAGGGUAUCUUUUCUUCUCUGACUGGGACACUCUGAAUGGAGAGCCCGGUUUGGAAAGAGCCUACAUGGACGGCACCAAUCGCUAUGGGAUCAUCAGGACCAAACUCGGCUGGCCUGCAGGAAUCACUCUGGACCUCGAGGCCAAAAGAGUGUAUUGGGUGGACAGUCGAUAUGAUUACAUCGAAACCACAACUUAUGAUGGGCUCCACAGGAAAACAGUAGUUCAUGGUGGUUCUGUGAUUCCUCAUCCGUUUGGCAUUACUCUGUUUGAGCAUUCAGUUUAUUACACUGACUGGACUAAGAUGGCUGUCAUGAAGGCUAAUAAAUACAGCGACAGCAACCCACAAGAGCUCUACAGGACCACACAGAGACCAUAUGGCCUGACCGUUGUACAUUCAUACAAACAGCCAUUUGUCAGUAACCCGUGCGGUGCUGAUCGAGGGGGCUGUGAGCACAUCUGCGUUCUGAGUCACAGAACUGAUAACGGUGGUCUGGGAUAUCGCUGCCGCUGCCGAAUGGGUUAUGAUCUGCACGCUGACGGCAAGAGAUGCGUUGCUGUAAGGCAGUUUCUGCUGUUCUCCAGUCAGCUGGCGGUCCGAGGAAUCCCCUUCAAUCUGUCCACACAGGAGGACAUCAUUCUGCCCAUCACAGGAACGCCGUCUUAUUUUGUGGGAGUGGACUUCAGUGCUGAGGAUAAUUCAAUAUUCUUCUCUGAUACAGUAAAAGACAUCAUCUACAAACAGAAAGUUGAUGGAACUGGUCGAGAGGUUUUGGCAGCCAAUCGGGUGGACGGAGUGGAAGAUCUGGCAUAUGAUUGGAUAUCGAAGAACUUAUACUGGACGGAUCCACGUUACAGGAGUAUUUCUGUGAUGAAGGUGGUGGAUAAAUCCAGACGAGCCAUCGUACGCAACCUUAACAACCCCAGAUCCAUAGUGGUCCAUCCAGUGGCUGGGUUUAUAUUCUGGACUGACUGGUAUCGUCCUGCGAAGAUCAUGCGGGCCUGGGGUGAUGGUUCACAUGCUCAGUCUAUAGUGAACACCACUCUCGGCUGGCCCAACGGCCUGGCCAUAGACUGGAGUGCCAUGCGCUUGUAUUGGGUGGACGCCUUCUUUGAUAAGAUCGAGCACAGCAACUUUGAUGGACAGAACCGGUUGUCUUUGGACCGAAUCACUCAGAUCUCACACCCGUUUGGGCUCACUGUUUUUGGAGGUUACGUGUACUUCACUGACUGGCGGCUGGGAGGAAUCGUGAGGGUCCGUAAAACAGAUGGAGGAGAGAUGAUGACCAUUCGUCGAGGGAUCAGCCACAUCAUGCAUGUCAAAUCAUUCAAUGCCGACUCACAAAUUGGGUUUAACUUCUGCAGCCGGCAAACUAACCCAAAUGGAGACUGCAGUCACUUUUGUUUCCCUGCACCAAACUCCCAAAGAGUGUGUGGCUGUCCGUAUGGAAUGAAGCUGGAAGCCAAUCAGCAGACGUGUGUUGACGAUCCGUCAAACGAGCCGCCGACUCUCCAGUGCGGCUCCAACUCUUUCUCAUGCUCAAACGGGAAAUGCGUCCCACACAGCUACCAAUGUGACGGCGUCGAUGACUGUCACGAUAACAGUGACGAAGCACACUGCGGCGCUCAUAAUAACACUUGCUCGCCCCUUGCCUUCACCUGUGCCAAUCAGCGAUGUGUGCCCAGAAGCUGGCACUGCGACGGACACAAUGACUGUUUUGAUGGCAGUGACGAGAGGGACUGUCCCACUCAGACCCCUGGCACAUGUCCGGCAGACCAGUUCAUCUGUGCCAACCAUUACUGCAUCCCUCGCACUUGGCUCUGUGACACCGACAACGACUGCGGAGAUGGAUCAGACGAAAACAACUGCGAUUCGAUUGGCACGUGUUACCCUGGUCAGUUCCAGUGUCCAGACCAUCGCUGCAUCGACCCUAAUUAUGUGUGUGAUGGAGACAGAGAUUGUGCUGAUGGUGCAGAUGAACAAGGCUGUGUGUACAACUGCACAGCCUAUGAGUUUAAGUGUGCAAACGGCCAUCAGUGUGUGAACUCGUACUACAGAUGUGACGGCGUUUUUGACUGCAAUGACCGCUCUGAUGAAUCUGGUUGUCCCACUAGGCCUCCGGGCAUGUGCCACCAUGAGAGUGAGUUUCAGUGCCAGUCAGAUGGCAGCUGUGUGCCAGUGAAUUGGGAAUGUGACGGUCAUCCGGACUGUGAGGACGGUUCAGACGAGCAUCACGCGUGUCCACCGCGCACCUGUCCCACCACGCAGUUCCGCUGCGACAACGGCAACUGUGUUUACCGUGGCUGGAUCUGCGAUGGAGAUAACGACUGUCGGGAUGGGAGCGACGAGCGGGACUGUCCCACACCACCGUUUCGCUGUCCCAGCUGGCAGUGGCAGUGUCCCGGGCAUAGCGUGUGUGUGAACCUCAGCAGGGUGUGUGACAACACUCCAGAUUGUCCCAACGGAGCCGACGAGUCCCCGCUUUGCAAUGAGCCUUUGCCAGAUCAGGAGAGCUGCUCUGACAAUAAUGCGGGCUGCACUCACGGCUGCAUCCAGGGCCCGUUCGGAGCCCAGUGCACGUGUCCCAUGGGCUUCCAGCUGAGCAAUGACUCGAAGACGUGUGAGGACAUUGAUGAAUGUCACCCGCCGGGCGUCUGCAGCCAACACUGCUUCAACGAGAGAGGCUCCUUCCGCUGCCACUGUCAGGAUGGAUACACGCUGGAGGCAGACGCACGCACAUGCAAAGCCUCAGGAUCUCGAGAGGCCUUGCUCUUAGUGGCCAGUCGGAAUCAGAUUAUAUCCGACGACAUCCUCGCCCAGCCCAACGCUAUUCGCUCUCUAGUGCGAGACGGUCGUAACAUCGUAGCGGUGGAUUUCGACUCAGUCACUGAGCGUAUUUACUGGUCCGACACCACGCAGGACAGGAUAUGGAGUGCUCACAAAAACGGGACUGACCGCACAGUGAUCUUUGACAGUGGAGUGACCGUCACUGAGAGUCUUGCCGUCGACUGGGUUGGCAGAAACCUGUACUGGACUGACUACAUUCUGGAGACCAUUGAGGUGUCCAAACUGGACGGCUCCCACAGAACGGUGCUGAUCAGUGAAAAUGUGACGAACCCUAGGGGUCUGGUAGUGGACCCUAGAAACAACACUCACCUGAUGUUUUGGACUGACUGGGGCAGAAAUCCUCGUAUUGAGAGAGCCAGUAUGGAUGGCAAGUUAAGGACCACAAUCAUCAGCAACAAACUCUACUGGCCCAAUGGAUUGACGAUUGACUACCCCAACAGUCUACUAUACUUCGCUGACGCUUAUCUAGACUUUAUAGACUACUGCGAUUACGAUGGAAAGAACCGAAAACAAGUACUGGCCAGUGAUUUGGUACUGCAACAUCCCCACGCAAUUACCAUUUUUGAGGAUUUUGUCUAUUGGACCGACAGAUACGUCAACCGCGUGAUCCGGGCCAACAAGUGGCACGGACAGAACCAGUCGGUGAUGCUGUAUAAUCUGCCCCAGCCAAUGGGUCUGGUGGCACUUCACCCUGCUAGACAGCCAGCAGGUUAUAACCCAUGUGAUCCUCAUUCAAGCCCCUGCACUCAUAUCUGCCUGCUGUCAGCAGUCGGUCCCAGGUUUUACUCCUGUGCCUGUCCGUCUGGCUGGACUCUCGCCGCUGACCAGUUCACAUGUGCUAGAGUUGAGGAUCCUUUCCUGGUGGUAGUGAGAGACAGCAUUAUUUAUGGCAUCCCACUCAACCCUAACGACAAGAGCAAUGAUGCCAUGGUGCCAGUCGCUGGGCUGCUGAAUGGAUACGAUGUUGACUUUGAUGAUGCUGAGCAGAUGAUCUACUGGGUGGAACAUCCGGGGGAGAUUCAUCGGGUGAAGUCAGAUGGUACCAACAGAACUGAGUUCGCACCAGCAGCUAUUUUGGGGUCUCCAGUGGGUCUGGCUCUGGAUUGGAUGUCUCAAAACCUGUACUACUCCAACCCUUCAUCACAGGCUAUAGAGGUUCUAAGGCUUAAAGGAGAAAUUCAGUACAGAAAAACCCUCAUCACGAACAACGGCUCACCUACAGGCGCAGGAGCUCCCGUUGGCAUUGCGGUGGAUCCGGCACGUGGAAAGAUGUACUGGACUGAUCAUGGAACAGAGAGCGGGAUCCCGGCUAAGGUGGCAUCAGCAGAUAUGGACGGCUCCAACGCGGCCAUCCUCUUCACACAUAAUCUAGAACAUGUGGAGUUUAUAACCAUAGACAUCACAGAGAACAAACUUUACUGGGCCGUCACAGGGACUGGUGUGAUUGAACGCGGUGACCCUGACGGAUCAAACCGGAUUACCAUGGUAAACGGACUGUCCCAUCCCUGGGGUGUGGCGGUGUACGGCUCCUACCUGUACUUCACUGAUCGAGACUUUGAAGUGAUUGAACGCGUGGAUAAAGCCACAGGACUCAACCGGGUCGUAAUGCGGGAUAACGUGGCUGGUCUCAGAGUACUCAAAGUACACCACAGAGACUCGUCAGCCGGCUCAUCUAACGGUUGCAGUAAUAAUGUGGGCACGUGUGAGCAGUUGUGUCUCCCUCGUCCUGGUGGUCUGUUCAGCUGCGCCUGUGCGACCGGGUUCAAACUCAGUGCUGAUAACCGGACCUGUUCUCCAUACCAGUCAUACGUGGUGAUCUCUAUGCUCACUGCCAUCAAAGGCUUCAGUCUGGAGGGAGUGGAUCACUCCGAGUCUAUGGUGCCUGUAGCUGGAAGAGGCCGCAAUGCUCUUCAUGUAGACGUGCACAUGGCCUCAAGUUUCAUCUACUGGUGUGACUUUAGCAGCACAGUAGCGUCCCAGAAUGGCAUCCGCAGGAUUAAACCGGAUGGAUCUGGAUUUCGCAGCAUCGUCACCUCUGGAAUCGGACGAAACGGCAUACGGGGCAUUGCAGUAGACUGGGCUGCAGGAAACCUCUACUUCACCAAUGCCUUCCUGACCGAGACGUACAUCGAAGUCAUUCGGCUCAAUACCACUUUCCGCCGUGUCCUUCUCAAGACCCAAGUAGACAUGCCUCGUCAUAUUGUGGUGGAUCCUAAAAACAGAUACCUCUUCUGGGCUGACUAUGGACAGACCCCCAAAAUCGAGCGAGCAUUUCUAGAUGGCUCCAACCGGACAGCUCUGGUUUCCUCUGGCAUCGUCACCCCCAGAGGUCUUGCUCUGGACCACCGAGACGGAUACAUCUACUGGGUGGAUGAUUCCUUGGAUAUGAUUGCACGAGUUCGGCCUGAAGGGGGCGAAACGGAGGUCGUCCGUUACGGAAGCCGCUAUCCGACUCCGUAUGGCAUCACUGUGUUUGAAGGAAAUGUAAUCUGGGUGGACAGAAACCUCAAGAAAGUCUUUCGAGCAAGCAAACAGCCUGGUGCCACCGACCAGCCAGCCGUGAUCCGAGACAACAUCAACAUGCUGCGGGACGUCACCAUUUUUGACCGCAGAAUGCAGCCAAGUUCAGCCCAUGAGCUCAAUAACAACCCCUGCUUAGAGUCGAAUGGAGGCUGUGCUCAUUUCUGCUUUGCCAUGGCAGGAGCUCAGACCAGGAAAUGUUCGUGUGCUUUUGGGAAUCUGGCUGCGGAUGACAGCAGCUGUGUGGUAUCCCGGGAUGACUACCUCAUUUAUACUACAGAAAGCACCGUGCGCUCUCUGCGACUGGACCCAGACGAUCAUUCGCUGCCCUUUCCUGUAGUAAACGUGCCCCGGACUUCGGUGGCGCUUGAUUUCGACCGCUUGGAUGGCAGGAUCUAUUUCACCCAGAGCUCGGGAGCAGGCCAGAGCAAGAUUAGCUUCAUUACUUUGGCUUCGCCUACCUCUCCCGCUACUGAGGUGGCCUCAGAUCUGGGAGCUCCUGACGGCAUCGCCUAUGACUGGAUUAACAGGAGGAUCUAUUACAGUGACUACAUUAACCAGACUAUCAGCUCUAUGGCAGUGGAUGGAUCUCAGAGGACUGUUGUGGCGCAGGUGCCCAGACCCAGAGCCAUCAUGCUGGAUCCGUGUAGAGGGUAUAUGUACUGGACAGACUGGGGAACCAGUGCAAAGAUAGAGCGCGCAACUCUCGGAGGAAACUUCAGGACAGAGAUUGUCAACACCAGUCUAGUUUGGCCAAAUGGUUUGACGCUGGACUAUGAUGAUCAGAGGCUCUACUGGGCAGAUGCCAGCUUACAGAAGAUUGAGAGGUGCUCGCUCACCGGCACUAACCGUGAGGUCAUUGUAAGCACCGCCAUUUACCCAUUUGCAAUGACAGUUUAUGAUCAGCAUAUCUACUGGACGGACUGGAACACGCGCAGCAUCUACCGCGCAAACAAGCACGACGGGUCUGAUCAGAGGGUGAUGCUACAAAAUCUUCCAUCUCGACCCAUGGACAUCCACGUCUUAUCUAACAGCAAACAGCAGCAGUGCAGCAGUCCCUGCGAACAGUUCAACGGUGGAUGCAGCCACAUUUGCACUCCAGGUCCUCAGGGAGCAGAGUGUCAGUGUCCUUCAGAGGGCCGCUGGUAUCUGGCCGACAACAAACACUGUAUUCCUGACAAUGGCACGCGCUGCCAGCCCGGGCAGUUUACUUGCAUGAAUGGCCGCUGUAUCCGCUCACAGUGGAAAUGCGACAAUGAUGAUGACUGUGGAGAUGGCAGUGAUGAACUGGAAAGGGUCUGCGGAUCCAAACAUCAUUUUGUUUUUGUCCGACAAGCAGCAGCCUUUAUUUCUCUCUCAGCAUUUCACACCUGCGAGCCCACAGUGUUCACCUGUGGAAAUGGUCGCUGUGUGCCGUAUCAUUACCGAUGCGAUCACUACAAUGACUGCGGGGAUAACAGCGAUGAGACUGGCUGCAUCUUCAGACCCUGCGACCCAAAUACAGAGUUCUCCUGUAAUAAUGGCCGCUGCAUUGCCAGGGAAUACAUCUGCAAUGGAAUAAACAAUUGCUACGAUAAUGGGACCUCGGAUGAACAGAACUGCCCUGAGAGGACUUGCCAGCCAGAACACACCAAAUGCCAGUCGACUAAUAUCUGCAUCCCGCGCUCGUAUCUAUGUGAUGGAGAUAAUGACUGCGGAGACAACAGUGACGAGAGUCCCACACACUGCGCCACAUCUACAUGCUCCCACAAUGAGUUCCGCUGCUCGAGUGGACGCUGUAUUCCUGGCCACUGGUACUGUGAUGGAGGAACAGACUGUAAUGAUGGAUCUGAUGAGCCCAUUACCUGUACCUCUCUGGUAAGGACCUGCAACUCUGAGCAGUUUCGCUGCGAUGACGGACGCUGCAUCGCCUCCUCCUGGAUCUGUGAUGGAGACAACGACUGCGGAGACAUGAGCGACGAGGACCAGAGACACAACUGUGCGAACCGCACGUGCUCAGCUCAGGAGUUCACCUGUGUGAAUAACAGGCCUCCUCAGAGGAAGUGUAUCCCGCGGGACUGGGUGUGUGACGGAGAUGCUGACUGUUCAGACGCCUUCGAUGAGCACCAGAACUGCACCCGCAGGUCCUGCUCCACCAAUGAGUUCACCUGCAACAACGGCCUCUGCAUCCGCAGCUCAUACAGGUGUGAUCGGCGUAAUGACUGUGGAGACAGCAGUGAUGAGCAGGGCUGCACCUAUCAGCCGUGUCAGCAGCAUCAGUUCACCUGUCAGAACGGCCGCUGCAUCUCCAGGGAUUUCCUCUGUGAUGGAGAUAACGACUGCGGGGACGAGUCUGAUGAGCUGGACCACCUGUGCAGGAUGCCUGCGCCCACCUGCCCAUCCGGACACUUCCGCUGCGACAACGGCAACUGUGUGCCGCAGAGCCAAGUGUGUGAUAGAAAUGACGACUGCAGCGACAACAGCGACGAGAAGGGCUGCGGCAUUAACGAAUGCACAGACCCAUCAAUGCACCACUGUGACCACAACUGCACCGACACACUGACCAGCUUCAUCUGCACCUGUCGGCCCGGCUACCGCCUCAUGUCUGACAACAAAACCUGCGACGACAUCGACGAGUGCUCUGUCACACCCAGCGUCUGCAGUCAGGUCUGCGAAAACACCCUGGGCUCAUACGUCUGCAAAUGUGCUCCGGGAUUCCUCCGUGAACCAGAUGGUCACAGCUGCAGACAAAACAGCAACAUCCACCCGUAUUUAAUCUUUAGCAACCGCUACUACCUGCGCAAUCUGUCCACGGACGGAGAGGCCUAUUCGCUCAUCCUGCAGGGUCUGAGUAGCGUGGUGGCUCUGGAUUUCGACCGCGUGGAUAAACGCUUGUAUUGGAUCGAUGUGAGCCGCAGAGUGCUGGAGCGAAUGUUUUUUAACGGGACAGGCCGGGAGGCGGUGGUCAAUGGGGUUUUGCAUGGUGAAGGGCUGGCGGUCGACUGGAUUGGGAGGAAGCUUUAUUGGGUGGACAGUUUUCUGGAUUGUCUGAAAGUGUCAGAGCUGGACGGACGCUUCGUGAGGAAGUUAGCUGAACACUGCGUCGAUGAUAAUCACACAUACUGCUUCCAAAAUCCCAGAGCCGUCGUGCUGCAUCCCAAAUUUGGGUAUGUGUACUGGACUGACUGGGGAGAAAGAGCGUUCAUUGGUCGUGUUGGAAUGGAUGGAAAUAACAAGUCUGCCAUCAUCACUACCAAGAUCGAGUGGCCAAAUGGUCUGACCAUCGACUACACCAACGACAAACUCUACUGGUCUGAUGCUCAUCUCAACUACAUUGAGUUCUCAGAUCUGGAUGGGCGUCACAGACACACAGUGUAUGAUGGUGUUCUGCCUCAUCCGUUUGCCAUCACAGUUUUCGAGGACACCCUUUACUGGACUGACUGGAACACUCGAACGGUGGAGAAGGGCAACAAAUACAAUGGCUCUGGACGUGAGAUGCUGGUCAACACCACACACCGACCUUUCGACAUCCACGUAUGUCACCCUUACCGUCAGCCUAUAGUGACGAACCCUUGUGCACUUAAUAAUGGAGGCUGUUCUCACCUGUGUCUCCUGCGGGCUGGAGGUCAGGGGUACACCUGCGAGUGUCCGGAUCACUUCCUGACGGUGCAGAUCGCCGGUGUUGCGCGCUGUUUACCCAUGUGCUCAAGCACACAGUACAGAUGCGCAGACAAUGAACGUUGUAUCCCGAUCUGGUGGAAGUGUGACGGUCAGCGGGACUGUAGAGACGGGUCAGAUGAACCCUCCACGUGUCCCGUCCGGCACUGCAGGCUCGGUCAGUUCCAGUGUAAUGAUGGAAACUGCACCAGUCCACACUUCCUCUGCAACUCCAAUCAGGACUGUCCCGACGGCUCCGAUGAGGACACUGUGCUCUGUGCCACUCAUCAGUGUGAGUCUCAUCAGUGGCAAUGUGCCAACAAGCGCUGCAUCUCUGAGGCCUGGCAGUGUGAUGGAGAGAACGACUGCGGCGACGGCUCCGAUGAAGAUCCCGCUCACUGCUCCAGCCGCACCUGCAGACCAGGACAGUUCAAGUGCAGGAACGGACGCUGCAUCCCCAAUACCUGGAAGUGUGACGUGGAUGACGACUGUGGAGACAACUCUGACGAACCCAUCGAAGAGUGCAUGGGUCCGGCGUACAGAUGUGACAAUCACACAGAGUUUGACUGCAGGACGAACUACCGCUGUGUUCCUCUGUGGGCCGUGUGUAAUGGACACAACGACUGCAGAGACAACAGUGAUGAACAGAACUGCGAGGAGUUGACGUGUGAGCCGUCAGGGGAUUUUCGCUGUGAUAACCACCAGUGUAUCCCGCUGCGCUGGCGCUGUGACGGAGACAACGACUGCGGCGACGGUUCAGACGAGCUCAACUGCUCUCCUCGUCCGUGCACAGAGAGCGAGUACCGCUGCGACAACCUGCACUGCAUUCCUGACCGCUGGGUUUGUGACCAUGACAAUGACUGCGAGGACAAUUCAGACGAGAGAGACUGCGAGCUGCGGACCUGCCACCCGGGUUACUUCCAGUGUGCGAGUGGACACUGCAUCGCUGAGCGCUUUAAAUGCGACGGCAACGCUGACUGUCUUGACUUCACUGAUGAAAGUUCCUGUCCCACACGCUACCCGAACAGCACCUACUGUCCACCCUUCCUGUUUGAGUGUAAGAACCAUGUGUGUGUGCAGCAGCACUGGAUAUGUGAUGGAGAUAAUGACUGCGGGGACAAUUCAGAUGAGGAGCUGCAUCUCUGCUUGGACAUCUCAUGUGAUCCUCCUUUCCGUUUCCGCUGUGAUAACAACCGCUGCAUCUACAGUCAUGAGGUCUGCAACUCUAUAGAUGACUGCGGUGAUGGAACAGACGAGAGGGCGGAGCAUUGCGUGACUCCCACACAUGGGCCCUGCUCUGCAGACGAAUAUAAAUGCGGGAACGGUCAGUGUAUUCCUCUACAGUACGCCUGUGAUGACUACGAUGACUGUGAAGAUCAGAGCGAUGAGCUUGGCUGCUACUUCGGCCACGGACGGUCAUGCAGUGAAAACCUAUGUGAGCAUAACUGUACGGAUUUGUCAGCCGGAGGCUUCAUUUGCUCUUGUAGACCUGGAUAUAAACCUAACCCGGAGGACAAGAAUACCUGCGAAGAUGUGGAUGAGUGUGAGAUUUACGGCACGUGUCCUCAGCUGUGCAAAAACACUAAGGGCAGCUAUGAGUGUUUCUGCGCUGAAGGGUUUAGAUCAGUCGGAGAGCAGCCAGGAGUCGAAUGCGCCGCUGAGGGAAACCCUCCAGUGUUGUUGUUGCCUGAUAAUGUGCGAAUCCGCCGCUUUAACUUGUCGUCAGCGCAGUAUUCAGAUUAUGUGGAUAACGCUGAGCACAUUCAGGCUCUGGACUACCUGUGGGACCCAGAAGGCCUCGGUCUCAGUAUCGUCUACUGGACAGUGUUGGGUCGUGGCUCUGAUUUUGGCUCCAUAAAGAGGGCCUACAUGACCACGUUUGAUGACCAUGGCAAUAAUCCAGUGAAGGAGGUGGACCUGAACCUCAGAUACGUCUCCAGUCCGGACGGCAUUGCUGUCGACUGGAUCGGACGUCAUAUAUACUGGACGGACGCUGGAACAAACAGAAUUGAAGUGGCCAAACUGGAUGGACGUUACAGAAAGUGGUUGAUUCACAAUGAUCUCGAUCAGCCGGCUGCUAUUGUGGUCAAUCCCAGUCUCGGUAAGAUGUUCUGGACGGACUGGGGCAGAAAGCCGAGGAUCGAGACCGCAUGGAUGGACGGUCAACAAAGAGAAGUGCUUCUGGAUGAAGAUCUGGGCUGGCCUACAGGCUUGGCUCUAGACUACCUAAAUGAAAACCGCAUCUACUGGUGUGACUCAAAAGAGAACAUCAUCGAGUCGAUGAAAGUGGACGGGUCCGACCGGCAGAUCAUUAUAUCUGGAGACAUCGGCCACCCCUACAGUCUGGAUGUGUUCGAGGGCCACGUUUACUGGACGACUAAAGAGAAGGGAGAAGUGUGGAAGAAAGAUAAGUUCGGGAAAGGAGACAAGGUGAAAGUGUUGACUAUAAACCCCUGGCUGACCCAAGUGAGAAUCUACCAGGAGCAUCGACACAACCACUCAGUGAUGAACCCAUGUCAGGACGCCUGCAGUCACCUGUGCCUCCUGCGUCCGGGUGGAUUCACCUGUGCCUGUCCGCAGGGAUCAACACUGCUCACCUUCAACAAAAACCAGUGCGACGCCGCCAUUGAGGCCGAGGUGUCCAUGCCGCUUGCAUGCAGAUGCAUGAAUGGAGGAACGUGCUUCACUGAUGAAGGAGGCCUGCCCAAGUGCAAGUGUCCGUACGGUUACUCUGGUAGUUACUGUGAAAUGGGCAAGUCUAGAGGAGCUCCCGCUGGCACAGCGGUGACGGUACUGUUAGCAGUGGUGAUUAUUCUGGUGACUGGAGCUCUGGUUGUGGGAGUUUUCCUCAACUACAGGAGAACUGGAUCUCUCAUCCCGUCAAUGCCUAAACUACCCAGUCUGAGCAGUCUGGUGAAGUCUGGAGAUACGGGGAAUGGAGUGUCCUUUCAUUCGGGUGAUAAUGUGACCAUGGAUCUGGAGCCGCAGACUCUCGGGGUGUCCUUCAUUGACAGGGCUAUGCAGCUGGAUGAGAAUUUUGCAGACCCUGGACGACAGCCAAUUACGUUUGAAAAUCCUCUGUACUCGACUGCAGCCGCUCCGUCCAGUGAUCCUGCAGUAAUACACGCUACACAGGUCACUGUGAACGUCAGUGCGGACCAGGUGGACAAUAACUUCUCAAACCCCACAUAUCAGCAGGCAGUGGAGGUGAAGAGCGAACAAGUAGAGGAGAAAAACACACAGGAGUCCAAAUGGAGUUUCUUUAAAAGAAAACUGAAGCCAAGCACAACAUUUGAAAACCCUACUUAUUCAGAGAUGCAGGAUGAGCAGACUCCCGGAGCAGCAGACAGCAGCUCUACAGCAGAGCCGUCUCCGUUUGUUCCUCCCAAACCUCCCAAACGAGAGAAACUGAGCACAUUUACACCCACAGAGGACACUUUCAGAGACACGGCCAACCUGGUGAAAGAGGACAGUGACAUAUGACACUCACACACACUCACGGGAAAUACAAAGACACACUCCCUUUGCACAGAAUCUAUUUUUAUAUGCAGCCUGCAUACGACAGAAAUCAAAUGAAGAUUAUUUUUGAAACAGAAAAAAAAGAACCUAUAGAUGAGAAUAGAU
Messenger RNA from Danio rerio (zebrafish), 14269 nucleotides. RefSeq names its product low density lipoprotein receptor-related protein 2a (gene lrp2a). Gene Ontology annotation, molecular function: cargo receptor activity; calcium ion binding. Gene Ontology annotation, cellular component: axon; organelle; dendrite. Lineage: Eukaryota; Metazoa; Chordata; Actinopteri; Cypriniformes; Danionidae. The record is from RefSeq and is marked validated. Gene Ontology annotation, biological process: receptor-mediated endocytosis; system development; metal ion transport.